CCGGGCCAAUUUUGGCCGGAAAAACAUCAAUUGGUUCGAAUUGUUUUUUGACGAGGGUAAAAUUGUCAUUUCACUCCCUUCUUCUUCUUCAUUCUCCCUUUCUUCUUCGUUCUUCUUCUUCUUCGCUCAGCAUAGGAGUCAUUUGAUAGCAGUCCAAUCUAGAUAGCAGGCCAAGCACUGUGCAUCCUGAUCCUGAUGGUCAUUCGAUUCGGCCCCCACCUAGUGGUUUCCCUCCAUUUGAGAUGCUUCCUCAUCCUGAGAUUAUGGAGCAGAAGCUUGCCACACAACAUGCAGAGAUGCAAAAACUUGCAAAAGAAAACCAUAGGCUUGCUGCCACCCCUGCACCGAGUUUCGUCGCCGCUCCAUCGCCGUAUUCCGCAGCGGAGCCACCGACCCCAGUUCCCGCUCCUCUCGUUGCGACUCCAUCGCCAUCGCCUUCUUCCGCCGCAGAAGCUGAGUCGUCCCCUGGUCGCUUCUCCGGUGUCCAGUGCCGCCGCCGCUCCCUCGCCUUCAAUCGCCAUGCCUCCGCCGUCUCCGUCGUCCACUACCGCCACUGCUAUCCUUAACUUCGUAUGGUCUAUAACGGUCGACAUUAUCGGGAUUGAGCAAGAAUGUGACUUUGAAGCAUUUUCCUGAAUCGCCACUUUCAAACCUCCACGCCAAUGGAAACGCGCCGCCUCUCGCCGCCGGAAAUCCCCCGGAUCCUGUCCGUGUUUUUGGUGAGUGGAGAUUGAGUAGCUGAUGCCCAGUGCAAGGAUGAAGAAGAAGAAGAACGAAGAAGAAGAAGAAAGAAGACGGGGCGAAUG
Messenger RNA from Ipomoea nil (Japanese morning glory), 806 nucleotides. RefSeq lists its product as uncharacterized. The coding region runs from base 196 to 636 and encodes 146 amino acids. NCBI's taxonomy places the organism in Eukaryota, Viridiplantae, Streptophyta, Magnoliopsida, Solanales, Convolvulaceae. The transcript has 2 exons. The record is from RefSeq and is a predicted model, not a curated record.